AGUGAAUCCUGACAACCAAGGUAGCUUCCAAGUGUACUGUGACAUGACAACUGACGGUGGGGGGUGGACUGUGUUUCAACGUCGUAAAGACGGAUCGGUCGAUUUUUAUCUCAAUUGGCAGCAAUACAAAACAGGUUUUGGAAACCUGAAUGGCGAGUUUUGGUUGGGUAACGAUUACAUCCAUCGACUGACAGCAAGAACACCAUCAAGUCUUCGCGUGGAAAUCGAGCACUGGGAUGGAACUCAGAUCUACGCCAAAUAUGGUAGCUUUAGUGUAGGUGAUGAGUCAGACAAGUACAGGUUGAGGGUUGGCGGGUAUUCGGGUACAGCUGGAGACUCGUUAGCAUGGCAUAACAACUGGGCUUUUACCACCAAAGAUAGAGAUAACGAUGGUCAUAGAGGUAAUUGUGCAGUUGAGCGUACCGGUGCGUGGUGGUAUUAUCACUGUGCAGAAUCUAAUCUAAAUGGAAAGUAUUUAGGAAACAUAGUUAAGGCGGGUGGCUUAGAGUGGCAAAAAUACAAAAGUGACUAUCAGUCUUUUAAAGCAAGUGAAAUGAAGCUUCGACCACAAAACCAUAAAUAAUUAAUUAUUAGAUCAUUGUCAUGGAGUGAUAGACACUGAAUCUUUUACAUCCUGCUUGAUGUCCAAUGCAUUGUGGGAUUAGUUUCUAGAGAAAAAAGAAAUCCGCCAUGUUCUAUCCCAAUCCUGCAAUGCAUUGUGGAUGCGGUAUACGUACGUAACGUAAAAGCUUCAGAGAUUGACUAUUGAUAUAUAACGUGCGCUCUGAUGAUGUCCUUAUGUCAGAGCUCAAUAAAAAUAAAACUUGCUAUAAUCUUUUUUUGAAUAAGAAAUAGAGAAAUGUAGAAAAGAAGUUUAUCCAUAUUAUCAAAUGCAACGUAUGUUUAUUCGUUAUGCAAUCGAUUUUUUUUUUUAUUAAUAUCAUUAAGGUGAUUUUGUGACUGAUAUUUUAGUUUAGGGCAAAGGAAACUCGCGACACUAAAACAAACUGCAUAAGACUGAUAAGAGCGUAAAUGUAUUGUAUACAAGUAGGGCAAUUGGGAAAGAAAGCAAGUUAUUUUUCCUUUUUUCAUGUAACUUGAUGAAACUAGUCAAAAUAAUUUGUAAUAAUUAAAUAUAUAUGUGAUUGAGAGUGAUUAAACGUUUUUUAAAUUUU
This is a messenger RNA of Exaiptasia diaphana, 1175 nucleotides long. RefSeq names its product ryncolin-1-like. The transcript has a single exon. The record is from RefSeq and is a predicted model, not a curated record. Lineage: Eukaryota; Metazoa; Cnidaria; Anthozoa; Actiniaria; Aiptasiidae. Bases 44 to 583 code for a protein of 179 amino acids.